Molecule: messenger RNA, 2967 nt
Organism: Balaenoptera musculus (blue whale)
Lineage: Eukaryota; Metazoa; Chordata; Mammalia; Artiodactyla; Balaenopteridae
Exons: 2
Coding region: 29-643 (204 amino acids)
Source: RefSeq, a predicted model, not a curated record
AAGACGGUUUUUAUGAGUGACGCAGCACAUGAAGCAAAGAAGGAAGCAGGAAGGAGGAGAGCGUAGUUCAUCCACGGUGCUUUUUGCAAUCCCCACACGAUCUGACUUUCACUGUGUUCUUCUUACUCCAAGCAAGAUAUUAAAUGCAUUGUCUAAGGAAAGUCUCCGAGGCCACCACAAAGCGCUGGCAUUGCCGCUGUUGUGCCUCUGCGUGGUCCCAACCAUGUUUUCCAAGACACGCACGUGGAUCGGUAACGAGUGGGCAGCUGGGAGGUCUGGCCCAGGCUGCCUCCGGAGGCUGGGGGAUGAAGACCAGCGACAUCAGGCGCAGGGCUGCACAACUGCCUCAGGUGAGCAGUUACCGUCAAAUUCCUGCCCGGCCACGUGCGCGUUGCACACAUACGAGAAGAUGGAGCUCUCCACCCACCGUGCAGCUUGGUUUAGUCUACAGCAGUUGAGCCUUGCUCUGUUCUCUAUUUCUGUUCUUUACCAUGAGCAAUGGGCUUAUGCAGCUGCGUUCCUGGCAGGACUCAACAAAGCUUCCUUUCCUUUAAUAGCAAGGCAGCCACCUUCAUCAAGAGGGAGACAGAAUUCCAACCCCCAGAGCCAAAAGGUGAGGCGGAAGGAAUUCCAGGUCUUUUAGCUUCUGGAAUCCAUCAAUAGGGGCCAAGUUGCAAACUGCAGGCACGAUCACACUGAGUUGGUUUUAAAACUGAGUUCUAUUUCUCACGUCUAAGUCGUCUUCACUGAAACCUGCAAGUUUUUCUGUGGGUUGGAUGGUGAACAUUCGUUUCUCCUCCUCUAGGGCGAACAGUCUGACUUUCCUCCAGAGAACACUGCUGUCUAAAGCAGGCUGUGGGCCACUCGGAAAGUGACCCACCAGGGUCUCGUCUAAAAGUAAAAACUGAACAACUCUACUGAAACCCAGAGCCAACGUUCUGAAUCCUCAUAGACUCUGUCCAGAUGGUUAAUAAUUGAUUUUCUCCGUGCUCACUGCUGCGCCUUAUGGAGAUACCACAUCUGCUCAAGAGUUAAAAACAGGUGUCCUCCCCAGCCAUAAACAAGAUUUUCAGAGGCGAUUCUGGGGCCCCUGUGUGGACUGCGCGUAGCAAAAACAGAACUCUGAAACUCAUGAAACUUUGAAGGCUAGAUGUCUCAAAAAGUAAGGAUCUCCAAGGGAGCAAAGACUCUUAAGAAUGUCACUGAGAAAGAGAAGAACGAGGUCAUGAAAAGCGAAGCGUACCAUAAUAUUCGGCGCAGGCUUCGUGAAUAGCGUGAUUCCAUCGGUCUUCACGUGGAGCUGGUUUAUACUGAAAGUGUAACUGCCUAAAAGCAAACCUCCAAAUUCUAGCUCUCCUGAAGUAGCAGCACAGCCUCCACUUCAAAUCACAGAUUAUUUAUGACAUAAAAAAGCAGCCGUGGAGAACGUGAGAGGCCUCUUCCUCCAAAAGUGUGUAGGCUCUGAUCCCACAAUGCCAUCACUCAUCGUCCAGUCCAGAAUGACAUGGAAAUUCUCCCAGCACUUUCUAUUUUACCUCCUGGCCUCCUGGUCCUAAACUCACAGACCCUGCGUGGUAGGCAGAACAAAGAUGUCUUCGUCCUAGUCCCCAGAACCUGUGACUACACGGAAAAGGGGAUGAAGGUGGCCAAUCAGCCGACCCUAAUACAAGGAGAUUAUUCUGGAGUAUUGGGCCCAAUGUUAUCACAAGUGUCCUUAACAGAGGAAGAGGGAGGGCUGGAGGUGUGAUGAGGGAAGCAGGGUCAGAAAGAUGCUAUUUGGCUGGGCUCAAAGAUGGAGGAAAAGGGUUACAGGAUGAGGAAUGGGGGUGGCUUCUAGAAGCUGGAGAAAAAAAGAAAACAUAUUGUCUCCAAGCUUCUGGAAAGGAAUGCCAGUGACCUCUUGAUUUUAGUCCACUGGAGUUAUGUCGGACUUCUGACCUCUAGAACUGUAAGAUAGUAAAUCUGUGUCAUUUUAAGCCACUAAAUAUGUGAUCAUUUGUUACAGCAGCAGUAGAAAAACUAAUACCACUGUCAGGAAGCAAAGACCUUGAAGAACGCUACUGCAACUCUAGGACAGACAGUGCCUGGGUUUCUUUGGCGAUAGAACCUACUCAUUUACUUUUCUUCUAGUUAAACUCUUUUCAGCAUCCAGUGCUAAUCCUCAGAAAGGAUGAAAUAAAAUGGCGAGGCAUCUUCUAAAUUUGUGUGGGGCGAUGGAGUGGGGUAGGGGGGAAGGUGCAUCUGGAGAAGUUAAUCUUUUUUUCUUCUCAUUUUUACUGCAGAGGAAUGUAGCGCUACGGUUAGAAACUCAAUCCCUUUCUAAUGGACUUGCAUUAGUGUGAUUUUACAAUCUGCCUUUUCAGUUUCCCUGUUCUUUAUUCUUCAAAAUAUCCCUGUGUGCUUUGAAUGUCUGGAUAAUCUUCUACGAUGAUCUAAAUCUAGAGAAUUUUAGCUCACAAAGCAUGCAGAUUUUUGUACUUUGCCCUCAACACAAUUCAGGUGACAUUUGAUAAUAUCUAACACUAUUUGCUGUUAUAACAGCAAACAGUCCUGAAUUAGGAGGUGAAUAAUUUAAUUAGGCUGCCAGUACUUGGAAUAGCAGAUAGAAGGAUAUUAAUAGAUUCUACAUGCAGUUAUGCAUGGGCUUUGUUGUUGUUGGUAUGUUAGCCUUGUUUUAACUGGAGAAAAAACAGCAAGAGAUCCUCUGAAUAAGUUAAUGUAUUAUGGACCAAGAACCCUUUCAUGUACAGAUUUUCAGGACCCCCCUGGAGUAAGGACAUAACUAAACUCCAUGCUUAGAGAUGAAUUAGGAUGUGUGAAGCCCUGUUUCAAUCCCUUUACUCCAAAUGAUCAGGAAAUCCGAUUUCUCUACCAAUGAACAAAUAAUGAGUUAUCAGACAAGAACCCCCUAAAUCUGGUGUUUGGGUGUGAUUACACAGGGACCACACGCCAGGAGGAGGGAUGGUU